Molecule: messenger RNA, 4645 nt
Organism: Orcinus orca (killer whale)
Lineage: Eukaryota; Metazoa; Chordata; Mammalia; Artiodactyla; Delphinidae
Gene: ZNF674
Product: zinc finger protein 674
Exons: 4
Coding region: 2673-4496 (607 amino acids)
Biological process (GO): regulation of DNA-templated transcription
Source: RefSeq, a predicted model, not a curated record
GUGAUUGGUUCAUUGCUUGAUUCAUUCAGCGACCAUUUCCUCAGUGCCUAGUAAAUGCCGGGCACCCCUGUGUUUCACAGUAGUCUGUUCACAAUAGCCCUGUGAGUAGGUACUACGAUGCUCUUUGUUUUACAGAGAGAAAGCAAGAACAGAAAGGCUGGGAAACCUAACCAAAGUCACACAGUAAAGUGGAGGGAUCCUUUUUCUUUUUUCGUUUUUUCGGCAUAACGCUUAUGCCUUUCCAACAAACGCACCCUAAAUUUAUCACUUUGCUGGCUCACUGCUGUAUCUCCCCUGCUAAGAGUAUGGCUCCGCAAGAUGGCGGAACUCUGAAGUUUUGUUCACGUAGAACAGUAGAACCCGUAGAACAGGCACACAGUAGGCCCUGACCUCUUAUGAAACGAAUAAAAGCCGCAGAGCAGGCAGUCAGUUUCGUUCCAGAGCCCAGACCUUAUCGGGCGGUAAUUGAGCUCUUACUGAAUGUCAAUUCUUAAAACUACAGUGAGGCACUGUGCCUGAUGGCAAGGAAAACUUUGGGGUUUUCCUCAACUUCGCUCCAUCAUGGAGGUUGCUAAUUGCAUCGCCUGUGUGGUCAUUGCCUUUCCAGGGUCAGGGUUCAUAAGUGAGUCCACGGCUCAGCAGCUUCAGACACCAGCUGAUCUGCCAUGGGCUUCCUUAGUUAGACUACAGAAGACCCAGUCUGAGGCCUCAGAAGGAGGUGAGCUCCUCGGGUCAGAGGCAGAGACAUGGUCCUGAAGUGAUGGUCCCAGCAAAGGUACCUUUGUCUUUGAAUCCUUGGGUCCUGCCUCCUUAGAAAUAAAAUAGGUCCUCUAAGGGGAAUUGGAAGAGGAGCGCCAGCCCAGGCCCCAGGGGCAGAGGGGGAAGGCUCACAGGACAGACCCAGAUGCUCUGGUUAGAGGGAGGGGGCUCACAGGAUAGCAGGUCCUAGAAGAACUGGACCUGCAGUGCCCUCUGUCCCUUCCUUCAGCUGAGAGAGAGCAAGGCUGACUCGGUGACUCAACUUCUAGCCACCAUCAAGAGCUGUGUGAUGGUGGUCAGUUGAACCCCUAUUGGAGGAGAGGGAUGAAAGUUACAGACGGAUGGAGGGACGCUGCCCUGCGGUAGUGCCUGCAAAGGCAGGAUCAGGCUGGAAAGAUUGACCACCUGCCUCACGGGACUUUCUCCACUCCUGACACAUUUGUGCACACAUCAUUAUAUUUCUCUCUUGUGCCAUGGGCUAUUUUUGUUUUGUUUGUUUGUUUUUUGUUUUUGACCGCCCCGCGCGCCAUGCGGGAUCUUAGUUCCCCAACCAGGGAUGGAACCCGCGCCCCCUGUGGUGGAAGCACAGAGUCUUACCCACUGUUCGGCCAGGGAAGUCCCCUGGGCUAUUUUUGGAUUUGAGUCAGUCCCAUAGUAUAAACAACCCACUUACCUGUAGCAGAAAUGUUGAAUCUCCUCUACCCUGACUAGAUGACCAAAGAGGUGUGUUUGGUUUCUGUGUGUCUGUGACCUUUCAGCGUGGUCUCUAGGUAGGCCAUCACCUAGCUCUGCUGCCUCUCAUUUUGAUGCUAGUAACUGGGUCUGGGAAGUGACUCAUUAAGCUGCAUCUUGCUGAGCCCUGUUGUCCUGAUCCUAAGGCAGGGAUUGCUACAGUAGCAAUGGUUAACAAAAGCUCCUUGCUGAAACUGUGUUUUGAACACCGCCAAAUAAGGGAGAGCAUGGCGAUCAAAUGGACAUAAUGGGAAAUAAGGAAGUAUUGGGGCGGGAACAGGGUGGCGGUGGCCCACUGAAGGGCCGAAGGAGCCUGGUGCAAGGUCAGUGGUUUCCAGCUCCAUGUGGAAGUGACCAAUGCCUGGCCCUUAACCUCCCUCUACUCCCCGCCUCUCCUCCCUCCUCGCCCCUCCCUUCUGCCCUGCGCUCAGCUCUGGUUUGUCUCCUUCCUCCAAACCACAGCAAGCUGUCCCUGUCCUCCAGACUUUGCUCAGGGUCUAUCACCUCCAGGGCUCAGUGUGAUAAGAGGUGAUUUGUAAUAAUUUCUCCUUUCUAUUUUACUAGUAAAUGAUAUUGUGAAAAAUGAAAAAAUGCAAGUAAAUAAAAGAGGAAAGGUGGAAUUACCACUGGAAUGUAAGCAGUGUCAACGUUUUCAUAAAUGCUCUUCUGGACUGCUCUUCCUCAAUAAAUAUAUAUUGCUUAACAAAGGAGAUCGCACUACACUUGCUUUCUGGUAACCUACUUUUAAAUACGUUAAGAAAUGAGAACAGGAUUGCAUUGCAUUUUUAAAGCCCAUGCGGUAUUUCCCAUGUUGCGUGUCUAAUUUUUGAUCUGAGUCCCCUUUGCUGGAGGUUUAGUUGCUUCCAAAUUGUUGAAUGGUGGAAACACCUACAGUUAACAUCCUUGUAGCCUGUGCUUAUUUAUGAUUGCCUUUUUACGAUAAAUUUCCAGGCAUAGAAUUCCUGAGAGAAAGGAGAUGUCAGGUUGUUAAUGGCUUCCGAGGAGAUGUCUUUAAACACAAGUCAUAAAUCUGUCCAGGAAGAGAAAAUAAAUUGACGUGGAAAACCCACAGGAUCUUAGCCGUGUCCCAGGGGAACAGGCUGGAGCUACCAGGCCACGUGUCCAGAUCAUCCCCGCUGUGGGGCAAGAGUGAUUGUUAUUAAGCUGGUGAUGGUGGUCUCAUGGCUGUAUGCACUGAUCUCGACCCUCCUAAUUCUGCCUUCCUAGAUCUCCAUCCUUUGUCAGGGCGGAGCCACAUGGCCGUGUCCCAGGAAAUGUUGACCUUCAGGGAUGUGUUUGUGGACUUCACCCUGGAGGAGUGGCAGCAGCUGGACGCCACUCAGAAGAACCUCUGCAAGGAUGUCAUGCUGGAGAACUACAGCCACCUUGUCUCCGUGGGAUUCCUCGUGGCCCAACCAGGUAGGACCUUCAGGUUGGGACAAGGAGACGAGGAGGCCAGGAUGGCAGCUGGAGAAAGCCCAACACGGAGGUGUCCAGGUGAGCCCGUGCCGGAAUUCUGGCAAGUUGGUGACCCAAUAUAUAAUCAUAAGGAAAGCCAAGACAAACCUCUGUGGCAAGCUGCAUCCGUUGAUAAGGAAACACUGAAGGAUGGAAGUGGCCCAAAAUUCAGAACAUACAGAAAAAUCAUUUAUCCAAGCACAAACUUUGUUUCUAUAAGACAAAGACUCCCUAAAUAUGAUUCAUGGGGAAAGUGUUCAAAACAUAAUUUAAAUUUUCUUAGUCAAAGUAGAAGCUAUGUAAGAAAGAAAGAUGAUGAAUGUAAGGCAUAUUGGAAAUUAUGCUUCCAUUCUAAUCUUGAUAAAGCUCAACCUGGAGAGAAAUUCUUUGAGCUUAAUGAACAUGGAAAAGCCUUCCACCAUAAGCAAUCCCUUAAUAAAAGUCCAAGAAUUCAAACUGGGGAGAAAUUCUAUAAAUGUUCUGAAUGUGGAAAAGUAUUUAUCCAGAAAGCAAACCUUGUUGUACAUCAGAGAACUCACACCGGAGAGAAACCUUAUGAAUGCUGUGAAUGUGCAAAAACCUUCAGCCAAAAGUCAACCCUCAUUGCACACCAGAGAACUCAUACAGGGGAGAAGCCGUAUGAAUGCAGUGAAUGUGGGAAAACAUUUAUCCAGAAGUCAACUCUGAUUAAACAUCAGCGAACUCAUACAGGAGAGAAACCAUUUGUAUGUGGUGAAUGUGCAAAAGCUUUUAAGAGUUCAUAUCACCUUAUUAGACAUGAAAAAACACACAUUAGACAAGCAUUUUAUGAAGCUAUCAAAUGUGGUAAGUCCAGCCUUACACAUCAAAGGACUCAUACAGGUGAGAAACCUGAGUGCAAUAAACAUGGGAAAGCCUUUGAUGAGACGCCCACCCCCAUUAAACAUCAAGGAACUCAUACAAAAGAGAAACCUUAUGAGUGCAGUAAAUGCGGAAAAGGCUUCAGGGGAAAGUCACACCUUUCUGUUCAUCAGAGAGUUCAUACAGGAGAGAAACCCUAUGAAUGCAGCAUAUGUGGGAAGACUUUCAGUGGAAAAUCACACCUCUCUGUCCAUCAGAGAACUCAUACAGGAGAGAAACCUUAUGAAUGCAGAAGAUGUGGGAAAGCAUUUGGUGAGAAGUCAACCCUUAUUGUACAUCAGAGAACUCAUACAGGAGAAAAACCCUAUAAAUGCAACGAAUGUGGGAAAGCCUUCAGUGAAAAGUCACCACUGACUAAACAUCAGAGAAUUCAUACAGGAGAGAGACCCUAUGAAUGCAGUGACUGUAGGAAAGCAUUCAGUAGGAAAUCAACUCUCAUUAAACAUCAGAGAAUUCAUACAGGAGAAAAACCCUAUGAAUGUAGUGAAUGUGGCAAAGCCUUCAGUGUGAAAUCAACUCUCAUUGUACAUCACAGAACUCAUACAGGAGAGAAACCUUAUGAAUGCAGAGAAUGUGGCAAAGCCUUCAGUGGGAAGUCAACACUCAUUAAACAUCAGAAAAGUCAUACAGGAGAGAAAACCUAUUAAGAUACUUUACUGUGAGAUAAUUUCACUAGUUACACCUCAUUAUAUUAUAUAUCAAUUCAUCCUGGGGAGUAACCUUAUAAAUAUCAAAAAAUGUCAAAAACUCUUCAUAUAUUAUUUAAUGUUCAUUUAACUUAAUAAAAGGCACAAAA